UGAAAAACACGACAGUUGCAACAGGUUAGUGACAUCAUACUCGAUUGUGAUUCGCUGACCAACAAAGCUAAGCUCCACCCACAGGAACAUGUGUCACCCUUCGCAAAUCAUGUGAUCGCACUGAUAAGAAAUAUCAUAAACCUUUACAGGUCACACACUUCAUCGAAACUUACAUUCGCUUCCUCUUGCAUCAUCCUCAUCACAAUCAUCCUGUUCUUCCUAACCGUUGUCGUAGUAACCGCUCAGGUUUAUAGGUUUAUGGCCCUUUGAGUAAAGUCCUCAUAACACACACAGACACACACACUAACAGAGGAGACUGUUGGAGCAUUUGUACAUUUUGCCUGCCGUGUCUGUAGUGUGUUAAUGUUAAGUGUGUUGUUGGCUUGGACAAUAUGUGCUAGGUUUUUUGUGUGUGGGUGUAUGUGAGAGAGUGUGUGUGUGUGCUAGUUCUGUUCUAGCAUUAGCCUGUGGAUUUGUUAACACUCAGGGCCUGUUUGUCGACGGAGCUGUGGUGUUUGUAUGUGUUAGCUUUCUAGCUGUUUUGCGUAUGUGUGUGUGAGAGCGAGAUCAUGUCGAUGGCGGUAGAGCUCUUGGGCUUUAUGAUGUGCGUUGGUGGAUGGCUGCUGAGCGGCAUGAGUUUAGCCAAUAAUUAUUGGCGUGUCUCGUCGUUCGAGGGCAGCGUGAUCAUUUCCACGCGCCAGUACGAGAACCUGUGGCAGGCGUGCGCGGAGUCCAGCACGGGCAUCACAAACUGCAGACUCUUCGAGUCCAUGCUCGCUCUGAAUGCCCAUGUACAGGCAUGUCGUGCUUUAAUGAUCAUAGCGCUGUUGCUUGGAAUUGCCUCCAUCUUCCUUUCGGUCCUGGGUCUGAAGUGCACCAAACUGGGCAGCAUGAAGGAUACGAGUAAAGGACGACUCACACUCACGGCUGGAUUGAUGUUCAUAUUGUCUGGCUUGUGUGUGCUCACGGCUGUGUCGUGGUACGCGUCGCGCAUCGUUCAGGAGUUUAACGACCCCUUCUACGUUGGAACAAAAUCUGAGCUAGGCACUGGUCUUUAUUUGGGUUGGGCGGCCGCAGUGUGCGUGAUUAUGGGAGGAGCCAUGCUGUGUGGAUCGUUCAAGAGAGCAAGAUCACCCAAACCUGCAAGUGGUUACAGGUAUAAGUCAUCAGCCAAUCAACAGAUCUAUAAAGCAGGCCCUCAGACGGAAAGCAGCAGCUCCAGAGCAUACGUCUGAACCGAUUCCAUUGUCACACCAAGUGGAAAAUACGAACUCGUCAACAGAAAUGAACACAUGCAGUGUGUGAAACAGGGAUUGUGGGUAGUUUGUGGACACUUGAUGUCCUUGUGUUGGUAAAAUAUAUGCAUUUUUGUGAAAUUGAGUGUUCUCGUCUCGCUUGUGCUUUAGAAUUGGGGUUGUUUUCGUGUUCGUUUGUUGAGUGGGAUUUUAUGUGUGCAUAUUUUUUUUUUCUUUUGUAUUUGAGAUGAAUAAAUUUGAAUGGAUCGACUUCGCCAUCUGGUGUCUGUUAUAAUAAACGUGACUGCCUGGGAAAAUAAAUGAAUAAAUAAAUA
Molecule: messenger RNA, 1570 nt
Organism: Silurus meridionalis
Lineage: Eukaryota; Metazoa; Chordata; Actinopteri; Siluriformes; Siluridae
Gene: cldn15lb
Product: claudin 15-like b
Exons: 5
Coding region: 570-1235 (221 amino acids)
Biological process (GO): bicellular tight junction assembly; cell adhesion
Cellular component (GO): plasma membrane; bicellular tight junction
Molecular function (GO): structural molecule activity
Source: RefSeq, a predicted model, not a curated record